Messenger RNA from Centruroides sculpturatus (bark scorpion), 2046 nucleotides. RefSeq lists its product as uncharacterized. NCBI's taxonomy places the organism in Eukaryota, Metazoa, Arthropoda, Arachnida, Scorpiones, Buthidae. The transcript has a single exon. The coding region runs from base 145 to 1773 and encodes 542 amino acids. The record is from RefSeq and is a predicted model, not a curated record.
UAUUUUUCUGUUAAAAUGGCUAAGUUCAUAUUAACAUCAGAUAGUGAUAUAGGUAAGAACAAAUGGUAAACCGCUAUUAUCUUAUAACAAUUGAAAAUAUUUAUUUUAUUUCAUUAUAAAUAAAUUUACACAGACAUAAAGCCCAUGAAUAUAAACAGAAGAAUAAUGUUAGAUUCAGAGGAUGAAAAUAAUUCCGCUAAGAAGAAUAAAUUAACGAAUCGAAAAAAGAGAAGAAGAAUUAUAGAGGUAGAAUCUUCAUCAGAUGAAGAUAUUGUUAUUGAGAACUUGGAUUAUGCGAAACAAAACAAAGAAAAAUAUUUGCAACAAAUAAACAAAAUUAAGCGAAAUAAUGGACAAAAAUACUAUACAAAAAGAGGAAAAUUCAUUCCUGCAAAACAAUUUGAAUCCAAAAAUUGUAAUUGCUCGCAGAAAUGUAUAGAACGUAUUAAUGAAGCACAACGUAUGGAAAUUUUUGAUAAGUUCUGGAAUAUAGGUGAUUUUAAUAAACAAAAUGUAUUUUUAUAUGGUAGUGUUCAACGAAAAUCUGUAAAUAGAAGACGGCCUAGAAAUAAUUCGGGCACUAAAAGAGCAUAUGCUUAUAAAUUUUACCUAGUCACUUCUGGUGGAAACAUUUUAGUAUGUAAGAAGUGUUUCAUUAAUACUUUCCAAAUAUCUACUGGACGAAUUGAUCGUAUCCUAAAAUCGCAUGAGAACAUUCCGAAUGACAUGCGUGGAAAAAUGGAUGGCUCUUGCAGAAGAACUAGUGAGCUACUGACGAAUACAGUGAUAGACCACAUAAAAAGCUUUCCGGCAUUUGAAAGUCAUUACACACGAUCGCAAAAUCCAGAACGAAUGUUUUUAAAUCCGGAAUUAAAUAUAAGAAAAAUGUAUAGUUUAUAUUUGGAAAAAUGCAAGGAAAACAACUUGAGCUCAGUUAAUGAAUGGACAUACAGGAAAAUCUUUAAACGAGAUUUUAAGUUACGCUUCCAUUUGCCACGUAAAGAUACCUGUGCGAAAUGCGAUUUCCUAAACAUGAAAAUUAAGACUAUAACUGAUGACGACGAAAAAACGAUUCUUGUAGAAAGACAUGAUAUUCACUUGCAAAAUGCUGAAUUAUCAAGAAAAGCAUUACAAGAGGAUAAAAUUCUAGCAUCGGGAAAUCCUGAUAAAUACUUUGCUUUCACUUUUGAUUUACAAAAAGCCUUACCAUACCCGAAAUUGUCUGUCUCAAUCGCAUAUUACAAACGAAAUAUGUACGUCUUAAACGAGGGUUUUCACAAUUUACACAAUAAUAACGUUAAUAUGUAUGUGUGGGACGAAACCAUUGCGUCUAGGGGAUCGCAAGAGGUGGCUUCAUGCUGUUUGAAGCACUUAGAAAAUGUAACGACCCAAAGCCAUGUUAUUGCCUACAGUGACAUGUGUACUGGGCAAAAUCGAAAUUUACAAAUGGCAUUGAUGUGGUUGAAGGUUGUCCAGUCGAAAAACAACAUUGAGAUAAUUGACCACAAAUUUUUACUCUCGGGGCAUUCAUACCUUCCGAACGAUGCAGAUUUUGGCAUCAUAGAAAUGGCAUUGAGAAAAAUGAAUUUUGUGUACACUCCACAAGAUUACUAUAAUGUAAUAGCGCAAUGUAGAAAACAGGAUAAAUUCAUUUUACAUGAAAUGAAACGGGAGAAUUUCAUUUCAACAAAAAAUCUCCAAAAUGCAAUUAAAAAACAGAUAAAAAAAAUACUAAUGGGGAACAGGUCAAUUGGUUGCAAAUAUGUUGGUUGAGGUUUCUCAAAAGUGCACCAUAUACCAUUUUUUAUAAAACACCGAUGAAGGACGCAGAAUUUAAAAUUAUCAAUUUAUUACCUCUACGUCCUGGAAGACCUUUAAAUUUUGAAAAAAUAGCCCUGGAGCCUUUGUACCAAAAUGCCAGACCUAUUACGUACGAAAAAUAUAAAGACAUGAAGCAGCUACUACCCUAUAUACCUCCGGUGCAUCAUGCAUAUUUUGAAACACUACCACAUGCAGAGAAUAAGUAAAUUCUUGUAAUCAGUAUCU